ACGGCUCCAACCAUGUGGAGCACGGGUAGGGGUCCUAACCCGUUGUGGGCCCACCGAAUUAUUCUGAUUGCGCUGUGCUACCUGGUCCAACUAUCUGCACCGACGAACGAAAUAUGGCCCGUAGAGCGUCCGGAUGGUAUGCCCUCGAUAACGGCACUGGAGGUGAUGUGUGGUAAGGAUCACAUGGACGUGCACCUAUCAUUUUCCGCACCGUUCGAAGGGAUCGUAAGCUCCAAAGGCCAGCAUAGCGAUCCUAGAUGCAUUUACGUGCCACCGUCGACGGGGAAAACUUUCUUUACCUUCCGCAUCUCGUACUCGCGCUGCGGCACCAAGCCCGACCUAAAUGGGCAGUUUUACGAAAACACUGUCGUCGUGCAGUACGACAAGGAUCUGCUCGAAGUGUGGGACGAAGCGAAACGGUUACGGUGCGAGUGGUUCAACGAUUAUGAAAAAACUGCCUCCAAACCACCGAUGGUGAUUGCCGAUCUGGACGUGAUACAGCUGGACUUCCGAGGUGACAACGUGGAUUGUUGGAUGGAGAUACAGCAGGGCAAGGGUCCUUGGGCACCAGCGGUCAGUGGGAUUGUGCCGCUCGGAUCGACCAUGACGCUGGUCGUUGCGAUAAACGAUUUCCGUGGUGAGUUUGAUAUGCGCGUGAAGAGCUGUGUCGCGUCGGACGGUGCCGGGCACGUGAUAAAGCUGUCGGACGAGUACGGUUGCGUGCUGCGGCCAAAGAUGAUCUCUCGCUUCCUAAAGGCACGUGCCCCAGACGAUAAGGCGUCCGUAAUUACGUACGCGUUCUUCCACGCCUUCAAGUUCCCGGACGCGCUCAGCGUGCACAUUAAGUGUAAGGUCGAAAUUUGCCGACACGGUUGUCUGGACCACUGUCAGCAUAGUGGCGCGCCGGUCGGUGGAACACCAGCCGUGCCCGGCGGUCCGAAGCAGCACGAUCUGCUCGAGCGCAAGGAUACGCUGGUUAAUCAGAACAGCAACGACAUAUUGGCCGGUGACUCGGCGGAAGAGCUGGACUCGGGCAUGGCUGGGCAGGAUGUGUACUACGAUGACAUUAUCCACACGGAGAAGCAUCUCAACCAGUACAAGAAACCGAUGCAGAACCAGCCACCGAAAAAGAAGGACAGCUAUCUGCAGUACCACCAUCACAACCGUGAACCGAUGGACGACAUUGAGUCACUGUUCCUGAGCGACCAUUCGGCAAUGUCGGCCGACAUGAUGAAGAAACAGUCGCCGGGAAUGCCACCGGGUCCUGUUGGUGGUAUGCCGGGUAUGCCCGGAAUGCCCGGCAUGCCGGGUAUGGGCAUGGGUCCGGGCAAGUAUCCACCGCAAUCGAUGCAGCAGAUGGGUCAAAAGCCGAUUCCCGGCCCAGGUACGCCGAUGGAUGACGAUAAGUUCCCGCACGGGCCGCGCCAGAUGGAUGCAGAAAAGCGCAUGGGCUUACCGGCCGUGGCUGGUCCUCGGGCACUGAAUCUCGAUGCGGACGAUGUGCAGAACCAGAGCUACAAUCAGGCUGGGGCACGGUUGCGUCAGCGGCGCUCGGUACGCGUCACCGAUCGGAAGGCACGUUCGGCGGACAUUGGCGUGAGCGGCAUUUACGAGGUUAUCUCCGAGGCAGACUUAGCAUUUAACCCGGACAGCAAGCAGGAAGCGGUGACCGUGUUUCAGGGCAAGAUUACGGAGGAGGUUGUGUACGGCAUUUGUAUGCCGGUGCCCGGCUUCAGCAUUCUCUUCAUACUGGUCAUCUCGGCAACGAUCAUUUCGGCACUGAUUGCCGGUUCGCUGCUGUACAGAUAUCAGCUGCAGAAGGAAAUGAUUGCUAAUCGGACGCAGAGCCACAAUGCGCCGAUGAACUCGAUCGCUACGUGGAUGACGUUACGUCUGUUCCGGUCCAGGCAUAAUGGGCCGGUAGUUGGUGGAGCGGCUGCCGUACGCCCGAUGGAAUUGAACGCCAGUAACCAGUGA
Messenger RNA from Anopheles maculipalpis, 1977 nucleotides. RefSeq lists its product as uncharacterized. NCBI's taxonomy places the organism in Eukaryota, Metazoa, Arthropoda, Insecta, Diptera, Culicidae. The record is from RefSeq and is a predicted model, not a curated record. The transcript is spliced from 4 exons. The coding region runs from base 13 to 1977 and encodes 654 amino acids.